This is a messenger RNA of Sesamum indicum (sesame), 708 nucleotides long. NCBI's taxonomy places the organism in Eukaryota, Viridiplantae, Streptophyta, Magnoliopsida, Lamiales, Pedaliaceae. The record is from RefSeq and is a predicted model, not a curated record.
CUAAACCUUUAUUUAUGUUUUUUUUGGGUAGAACUACAAUAUAUUUUCAACAUCUUGUUGAUAACCAGGUAAUUAGAACGGCCUUACUGAUAACCGGGUAAAUACUUACGAUAUUGAGAUUCCUUCCUCAAUCCCAGCCGCCAAGAUGUUUAAGGCCGUUGUCAUUGAUGCAGACACCCUCAUUCCUAAGAUCAUGCCUCAGGCUAUUAAAAAUGUUGAAAUCUUGGAAGGAGAUGGUGGUGUUCGAACUGUGAAGAUCAUCCAUUUUGGUGACGGCACCCAAUAUAAGAGUGCAAAGCAUCGUGUUGAUGUUAUUGACAUAGAGAAUUUGACCCACAGUUAUACCAUUGUUGAGGGUGAUGUUCUAGCCGGCGUUUUUGAAUCAAUCACUUAUCAUGUGAAGAUUGUGCCGACAGAAGAUGGAGGAUGCAUCUGCAAGAAUAGGAGCAUUUACCAUACCAAGGGCAACGUUGAGAUCACCGAAGAGAAAAUCAAGGAAGGAAAGGAGAAGGCAAUGCAGAUGUUCAAGGCCGUUGAAGCUUACCUCUAAGCCAAUGCCUAAGAGCUGAAUAUACAGCCUGAUGAGGCACUAAGAUACUAUUGUGGUAUUUUGUUCUUUUGAGCUGUGUAUUUUCUUCUGGCAUCACACCAUUAAAGUUGUACUUUGUUAAUCAUUUCAAUACAAGUGAUUGUUUUCUGGAUUGUUAA